Molecule: messenger RNA, 597 nt
Organism: Macadamia integrifolia
Lineage: Eukaryota; Viridiplantae; Streptophyta; Magnoliopsida; Proteales; Proteaceae
Exons: 1
Coding region: 1-597 (198 amino acids)
Molecular function (GO): nucleic acid binding; RNA-DNA hybrid ribonuclease activity
Source: RefSeq, a predicted model, not a curated record
AUGGCAUUCCUAGAGUUUCAUUCGGCCGCUAUUGUCCCAAAUUCUUCGCCCGUUACUUCAUCUACCAUUAAUACUUCGGAAUAUGGAAAGUGGGAGGCCCCACCUAGGGGUUUUGUGAAGGCAAACUAUGAUGCUGCCCAUCCACAGGGAGGGAUUUCUGGUGGACUGGGUAUUAUCUAUAGGAAACAUGAUGGGCAUCUCCAUAAAGCACUCUCCAUCCCUCAACCCUUUGCUUCUGCGAUUCAAGGAGAAGCUCUAGCUAUUAGAACGACGCUUUCGCAGGCUCUCGGUUAUGGCUACACCCAUCUUCUAAUUGAAUUAGAUUGCAAGGAGAUCAUCGACUAUAUUCAAGAUCCACGCAGUUUUCCUCCAGGCGAGGUUGCAGUAGUUAUUGAGGAUGUGCACAAGUUAUGUUCUUCUUUUGCUUCUAUAUUUUUUCACUUUAUUCCACGGGCUAUAAACUCUAUUGCAGACGCCCUGCCAAGGAAGGCCUUGUCCAUCAUGUGUAGGACAAACUGGCCGAUUACCACUCCAUGGCUUCAGGACCUUUGUGUAGAUGAGGCUAUUGGCUGUACACAUGGUUAUUUCCAUCAGUAA